UCAAACGCCUUCAGAAGCUUGAAUAAACUCCCUUCAAAAACCUGCAGCUGAAUCGAGCAGCGCAUAUGGCGGACGUCAGCAAUUCGAACCUGCCUCUCUCCGCUCGUCCAAACCCUAGCCCUAAAUCCGACGAUGGCGGCGAGAAGCCGACGACGAAGAAGAAGCCAGCCCCGAAGCGGUUCGUGAAGAGCCAGAUCCCGUUGGAGAUCCUGUCGGACCCAGCGCUCAACGCCGCCGCCGCCCUCCUCCCCUCCAACUACGACUUCGAGAUCCACAAGACCGUCCACCGCGUCGUCUCUUCCGCCGCCCGCCGCGUCGUCCUCCAGCUCCCCGACGGCCUCCUUAUGUACGCCCUCCCCCUCGCCGACAUCCUCCGCUCCUCCUCCGCCGCCGCCGAAGACAUCCUCGUCCUCGCCGACCCCACCUACGGCGCCUGCUGCCUCGACGACUUCGCCGCCUCCGCUCUCCAAGCCGACCUCCUCGUUCACUACGGCCACUCCUGCCUUGUCCCCGUCCCCUCCGCCCGCCUCCCCACCCACUACGUCUUCGUCGACAUCCGCAUCGAUGUUCAACGCCUCGCCGCUGCCGUCCGCUCCGCCUUCCCCCCAUCUUCUAAACUGGCCCUCGCCGGCACCGUCCAGUUCGUUGCCGCCGUCCACGCCGCCAAAUCGAUCCUGUCCUCCGAGGGGUAUGACAUCACCGUCCCCCAGGCUAAGCCGCUCUCCGCCGGGGAGGUCCUCGGGUGCACGGCCCCUACGAUCCCCAAGAGCAGGGGGAUGGAGGAUCUCGUCUUCGUCGCAGACGGUCGGUUCCAUCUCGAGGCGUUCAUGAUCGCCAAUCCGGGGAUCCGGGCUUUCCGGUACGAUCCCUACCUCGGCGUGCUCGUCUUGGAACAGUAUGACCAUGAGGGAAUGAAGAAGGCGAGGAAAGAUGCGAUACUGGCAGCCAGGGAGGCCAGAAAUUGGGGUGUUAUUCUUGGGACUCUAGGCAGACAGGGGAAUACUAGGGUUUUGGACAGAGUGGUGGAGCACAUGGAGGAGAAGGGGCUGGAAUAUUCAGUGGUGCUGAUGUCGGAAAUUACACCGGGGAGGAUUGCUUUGUUCGGGGACUCGGUCGAUGCAUGGGUGCAGAUUGCUUGCCCUCGGCUUUCCAUUGACUGGGGGGAGGGGUUCCCAAGGCCACUUCUGACGACAUUUGAGCUGGAGAUUGCUCUGGGGUAUGUUCCCGGUUGGUGGGAGAAUGACAGGAGGACAGAACCAAAGAAUUCUAACUGUGGACGCAUGGCAAAGAAGGAGGAGAGCUGUUCGAUAUCUGGUGGUUGCGAGGGUGGAUCCUGUGGCUGCAAGUGCAAUAGUUAUGGUAAAGAAACAGAUUAUGCGAUGGAUUAUUAUGCUCAGGAUGGAGGGGACUGGAAUAGCUCUUAUGUUAGGAAGAGGACUUCUACCAGUGAGAGAAGACCCAGGAGAAAUAUUGAUGGCUAUUCAAUUGGCUCUUACUAUCAUCGAUUGCAUGAUUGGCAGUGCUUGUCCUAGCAGAAAAAUACGACCACUUAAGGGAACCGGAAAUGCAUAAAACCUUAGAUCUACUCUGCUGAUUGGGCUCAGAACAUUAUUAAAAAAGAGGUCAGAGCAGAUGGUGAAGUAUAGUUGUAGAGAUACCUUAGAAAGUAAAGCAAAUCCCAGUAUAUUUUCUGUUCUCUUUGCAAACUCUCAUGCCCUUUUUUUUUUCUCAUCUUGAUGGGAUUAGAAAACCAAUUCAUUGAACUCACAUUCGCUUGAUUUCAGAUUCUUAAGCCAACUGUUUCUUGAAAGCUCUACAAAAUGCCUCAGGGAUGAAAGUUUAAAAGUUUGUCAUACAAGACCUUGUUUAUGAUGAAGCUUGCUAUUGUAUUCUUAGAUUUUGUCUGAUAUUUUGUAGAAUUCAUGCAUUUAUAUUUUCAAUAUCUCCAUGUUAACAUCCUGCCUUCCCUGAAGCCCGGAAGAAACUUCACUUGGUCGAAAGGAACCUUCAGGUUAGAAGAUGAAAAAUUCACUGGACAUUUCAAUUACCAGUAAUAUGCAUGUGCAGGCUUUUGUGUUGUGCUUUA
This is a messenger RNA of Phoenix dactylifera (date palm), 2086 nucleotides long. Its product is annotated as diphthamide synthesis DPH2 family protein. Gene Ontology annotation, biological process: protein histidyl modification to diphthamide. Gene Ontology annotation, molecular function: 2-(3-amino-3-carboxypropyl)histidine synthase activity. The record is from RefSeq and is a predicted model, not a curated record. NCBI's taxonomy places the organism in Eukaryota, Viridiplantae, Streptophyta, Magnoliopsida, Arecales, Arecaceae.